Rotaria sp. Silwood1 is the source of this 4236-nucleotide messenger RNA. NCBI's taxonomy places the organism in Eukaryota, Metazoa, Rotifera, Eurotatoria, Philodinida, Philodinidae. The record is from the annotation of a GenBank genome assembly.
AUGUAUGACGCUAUGAAACUACUCGAAAUUUUUCUACCAAUCAAUCUACCACCAUCUUUACAUCAUCAAGGAUUCAAAUUAUGGCUAUCUGAGUUUUUUGGUAUUUGGGAUAGUGUCUAUAAUGAUGUACGAUGGAGAAUGCGCAUCAUUCAACUUUUUACGCGUCUUGCAUGGAACAAUAUUGGUUAUAUAGAUUGGGAACCAUGGUUACCACAGAUUUUUACACGUAUUCUUCGAGGUUUUUCUCUUCCAAUUGGUACUAUGCAAUUGUCUAUUAACAAAGAUACUCAUUAUGUCCCAGAUAUCUCACGAUGGAUCGUUGCAAUGAUAGGCAAUGGAAGUUCUUGUCUUCAAUAUUUACGAGAUUUAUUGAUGGCUAUAAAAAGUUUCUAUUAUCCGUCAAAUACAGGAAAAUUUCAAAAAGGACUGGUCGAAUUCGUGUUAUAUAUGGCUCAAUAUUUUGUCGAUCGAAUUCAUCUAGAACACAAAGUUUGCCCUGAUUGGCACUUCGUGCCCCAUGAAUCCUAUCGACUUACCGAGCAAGAUAUUACAAAUUUUGUCGAUUGUAUCAAAGAAUAUGCACUUCUGUCCAUAUUUAACAAGGAUUAUACAAAAGAGGUUGCUGAAGCUUGUCAAUAUUUGGCCAUGUUUCGACCUGACUCAAUUGUGCCACCGAUUGUCGAUAAACUCUUAUUAUCCACCGACAACCUAAUAGAAGCACAUCGUUUUACAUCGCUCCUGCGCUGUCUAAUAGGUAUGACUCGUCAAUUAGUACGACAAACAUCGUCCUAUUCUUGUGGACAAACAUAUAUUUUACCAUUACUUAUGUCAAUUUUACCCGGCAUCGAUUUGAAUGAUUUUGAAAAGACAUCAGUAACAUUGGAUUUCUUCGAUGCUAUUUUUAUGUUAAUCUCAUGUAUUGAUUGUUCUUCGGCAGUACAUAUUCGAAAUGAUCUUAAUGAGAUUGAAAAAGAAGUUUGUCUAUCCACUGCAAAAUUUGAAGAUUUUAUAGCAAAAUUUCUCGAUCGAAUAUUUCAAAUGAUUAAUAUACUAUCAACAGACGUAUCAGAUGCUGUAAUCAACAAUGAAGAUCAAAGAGAUUAUGAUAUGUUACAAGUGAAAUUAACAUCAAUAAUGACCAGUAUUCUACAACAAUGUAGUAACAAUAUUUAUCAAAUGAUAAUGAAAGAAAUAACACAUUUUAUUACUGGUUCAAUUUUUUUGCCGAAAGUGAGAAAACUAGUUGCUGGUCUCGUUCGAGCGAUGGUCAAAUGUCAUCCAAUUGAAACACUGAAGUGUCUCUUACCACAAACAUGUGAAUCAAUCAAAAAGAUCUUAGGUCAAACUGACAUAACUCUUUUAAACGAUCAUAAUGGUGAUCUAGAACUAACUUGGUAUUUGAUUCUGUUCGCUGAAUUAGUUCAAGCACGCGGUGAUACUUUACUUGCUUACCAACAAAUGAUUAAAUCAGUCUUUCAUCAAUCUAUUCGUAUACUUCAUAAAGAUUCUUAUGAAGCUAUUUCUAUCGCAAUCAAACAUUUACUUCGAUCACUUUUGAAUGUUUAUCCAAUAGAUGAUCGUUUGAAUAGAAAAAAUUUUGAUGAGUCAUUUGUUGAUGACUUACCUAUUCGAACAUGGGGACAAAAUGUUGAUUUCAAUCAAAUUCAAGUUCAUUAUCACAUUCCUAAUGUUGAUGAAAUCGAUUUUGCUUGUGAUUUUGUCAAUACAUUUAUCUAUUCAGAAUUAACAUUAUUGAAAGAGAAUUUUUCGAAAAUUUCGAAAGAUGAACGACAAAGAUCACUUCGAAUUAUUAAGAGGAUAGCUGUUGGAUGCUUCCGCAUUGUACCACGUAUCGAAAGCAAACAAGUUCAAGAUCUAACAUGGGGACAAAAAAAGAUGGCUUUGUCUUUCUUAUGUUUACUUCUUCAAAAACAUGUACCUAUACCAUCGUCAUGUAUUGAAACUUGUCUUGAUUUUCUUAUUCAUGAUAAUAUUGAAUUAAGAAAGGAUGCUAUCAAAGCAAUUGCAGCUUUUUGUCGUUUACAAAAACCGCCGCAAAUUUAUGUAGAAAAAUCAUUCAAAGAAAUUCUUCAUAGUAUUGAUCAAUCGGUAAGCAUGGUCGUCAACGAUCUAUCUCAGCCAGGUGAUCGUGAUGAUAAUUUAUGGAUAACAUAUAAUGAUUAUAAAUGUCCUAAAGUACAAAGAGAAUGGGAACAAGUGUGCUUCUUGGAUAAAGUAUUUCAUGGUUAUUAUCAAUGGCCAAAGAUGAUCGAAUAUCCAAUGAAUAAAUGUGAAUCUUACAUUCGUGACCAAAUGCCGAAACACGUAUCAAUCAUCUUUGAUCGUUUUCUUGACAAAAAUUUCAUGACAAAAUUUAAUAAACUUAUUAUAUAUGAUGAAGGUACAAUUGACUUCAACAAAACUCGAUUUUUAAUGUACAAGGGUCUCUUUCGUAAUUUUGGCUUGGCAUUUGUUGACAAUUUCAUCGAACAAUCAUACAUACUCAUUCGUGAAAAGAUACAAGAGAAAUAUGAAGGUAGUCAUCGAGCGGCAGCUGAAAUUGUAGCUGGCAUGAUUCGUGGUUCAAAAUAUUGGACACUAGAAAUGCUAGAUGAACUUUGGCAAAAACUUACACCACUUCUCACUGAAGUUAGCGUCAAUCUUAACCAUGAAACAUAUUUUCAUUGGGGUUCUUGUAUUCGAUACUGUUUGAGUGACACAGAUCCUCGUCGAAUGUGUCGACCAAUUCAAUUCAUUUGUACAUUAAUCAAUCAACAAACAAGCGCCUAUACAUUCAAUGAAGCAUCUCGUUGGUAUUUAGUUCAAUGUCUUCGAGUUUUUCAAUGGCGUAUUCCAUCUGUUUGGCAUUUAAUCCAUGAAAAAGCGAAAGACCUACUCGAUCAUCCAUCCAAAUGGAUACGAGAACGUAUUGCUGCCAUUUUGUCGAUUUCAUUUGGACUCAAUCUGACAUUAUUUGAUGGUAAAUCAACACGUCAUCCCGAUGCCAAUCAAUUCAUCGAUAUGAUACGUGAACGAUUACAUCAAGCCAUUGAAAUCUAUCAAAAGAAACCACUAAUCAAUGUUUCUGGUUCAAGUGUUGAACUCGAUGUCGAAGCCCGUCAAGCAUUGAAUCUGAUCGAAACAGUGAUUGAUAUACAUUCAAAUUUAUUUAUACGAAGUCAUCAACCAAUUAAGGAAGGCAUUAUUUGUCUAUUUCCAUAUCUUUGUCAAAUUGAAAGUAUUGCUACCAAUGAUGACGAUUUUAAAAAACGUUUAGCAUUUUAUCGUAUGCAUAUUGGUAUGGCCUAUUUAAAUCCACAUCUAUUAGAAACACUCAUUCAACAAUUGGAACAUGUUUGUACAGCUGCAAAGUGGCAUGCACGUCGAGCAGCUAUUGAAUUCAUUCAAAAUAUGAUCUUUUGUAAUUUAUUCAAUGUUCGUUGUCAUGCUAAGCGAUUACACGAACUUGUACUCAAAUCGUUGUUCGAUGAACAACUAGAAGUACGAUUAAUUGCAUCGAAAACUUUGUCAGUUACAAUUCCAGAAACAGGACCUUCGCAAAAAACACCGCAAGUUAUAGUAACACUUUCUCAGAGGAGUGGUCUUCAACCUCGACAACUCGGCCUUCUAAUUAAUGACAACGAUCCAGAUAGUGUUAUCCUCGGGGAGUACUAUGCAAGACGCCGUAAUAUUCCUCUAGAGAACAUUGUUCAUUUGAAUAUCUCGAAAGUGAUCCAGCUAAGUCGAACUGAAUUUCAACCGUUGAAAGCUCAAGUUGAUUCGAUGUUACCUGAAACUGUACAGGCAAUUGCAAUUGCAUGGACAAUGCCCUCGCGUGUCGAAUGUAACUCAAUUACAUCAGCAUUGGCCUUGGGUUUUAUGGAAAGUCCUUGUAAUACAGGAACAUGCACCUGGGCAACUUCAUUUUCAUAUUUUGGAUCCAAUUCUACUCAGCCAUUCAGUGAUUUGAGGAUGCGUCCAGCAAUGAUGCUCGCAGUAUUGAAUAUUGAGCAAGCCAAACAGUUGAUUGAUCGAGGAAUGGCUUCUGAUGGAACACAAACACAAGGAUCUGCUUAUAUAAUGAACACGAAUGAUGGAAUCCGAAAUCUUCGAGGCAGAGUUUUUCCUUCCAGCAACUUAGGAACAAAUUUAAGUUCUUACGUUGAUGUUCAAAUAAAAAAUGCUAAUUGGAUUGCAGGAACUACAGAUGCACUUUUUAUUUUCAAGAAUUACUAG